Hyaloscypha bicolor E is the source of this 1632-nucleotide messenger RNA. Its product is annotated as salicylate hydroxylase-like protein. The coding region runs from base 191 to 1510 and encodes 439 amino acids. Lineage: Eukaryota; Fungi; Ascomycota; Leotiomycetes; Helotiales; Hyaloscyphaceae. The transcript is spliced from 2 exons. Gene Ontology annotation, biological process: secondary metabolite biosynthetic process. Gene Ontology annotation, molecular function: monooxygenase activity; FAD binding. The record is from RefSeq and is a predicted model, not a curated record.
UCAACUAGCAGCUGUCAGAAUUUGUUAGUUGGGAUAUAAGUCAUGGGAAGGAAGCUAGCUGUACUUGAUCUCAAGAAUUUCGCUUGAAGAGGUCUCAUUCUUCCUCGUUGUUGAAAGUUACUUCCGAAUAUAUAUUCAGCUGUGGUUUCCCCGAGAGACCUGGACUUGAGUACCUCCACCUAAUUUCAAGAUGGAUAAGAAUUUACGUAUUGUGAUCGUGGGAGCGGGGAUGGGAGGUCUUGCAACCGCUCUCGCACUAGCAAAGAAAGGCUUCACGGACAUCUCAGUCUUCGAGACAGCCUCGAAUCUCGGGUUUGUGGGUGCAGGGAUCCAACUUGCUCCAAACAUGGCCAGAAUCCUAGACCGGCUCGGCUGCUGGAAAGACAUCGAAGCUGAAGCCGUCGAUAUCAAAACGACGAGCAUCAGACAGGGAUCCACGGAUGGCGAGCUCGGAAACGUAGACCUUCGAUAUAUUAGAGAAACGUACGGUUACCCCCAUAUGGUGGGCCACCGCUCCUCCCUAGCAGGCUCCCUCUACGAAGGCUGCAAGAAAGAAAAGGCCAUCACUGUGCACUUCUCCACCGCCGCCUUGGGCGUAGAAUCCUGGGGUCCAGAGCCAAUUUUGAAAGUCCAGCCUCGGAAUGGCGAAGCGUAUACCGUGGAAGCGGACGUUCUGCUCGCUGCCGACGGCCUGAAGAGCGUGGUUCGAGACCAGAUGCUUAAGGACCUGAACAUCAAUGCCAAAGUCAUGGACACCGAGCAGGCGGCGUAUCGAAUCAUGCUUAAGAGGGAAGAGAUGGCCCACGAUCCGGAACUUCUCGAGUUGAUUGAUGCGGAUCGAGUCAUUCGCUGGAUUGGCGAGAAGAGACAUAUCAUCGCGUACCCGGUGUCUAAUAAGCAGAUUUAUAAUCUCUCUACGACUCAAGUGGAUAAGAAUUUCGCUUCUGCGCCGUCCGCGACGUAUACGACCAAGGGAGACAAGUCUAUCAUGCUGGCUACUUUCGACGAUUUCUGCCCUAUGAUCCAUAGGAUGCUGAGCUUGGUUCCCGAUGGAGAGGUUUGCGAGUGGAAACUCAGAGUCCACUCCCCGCUUCCGACUUGGGUACACGGUUCAGUAGCCCUCGUUGGCGAUUCCUGUCACCCCACGCUUCCUCACUUGGCACAAGGAGCCGCACAAGCAAUCGAAGAUGCAGCAGUCCUGGGCGUUGUGCUCUCACGCUGUCCGGAUUCAUCUCCAGAGAGUAUCAACAAGGCACUCCAGGUGUAUCAGAAAGUGAGAAAAGAGAGAGCAGAGAUGUUGGUCGAGCUUGCUGCGGCGUCGGGGCGAGCGCUACAUCUUGGAGAUGGAGCCGCGAAGGCGGAGAGGGAUAAGCAAUUCGCCUUGCUUAAGGAGAAGAAAGGCGCGGUGCCCGAUAAGUGGGCGGAUGCUGAUGUUCAGAAGCAGAUUUAUGGGCAUGAUUGUAUGAAGGUUGCGGAGGAGGGUUUUGAUGAGCUUUUUGCGAGUGUUUGAUUUGUGUAUUGAGCCUCGUAUGUUAUAACUUCUUCUCCAUGCCACCCUGUUCCAUUGCUAGCGUCUCUCUGUGAUGCAACUCCUGUGCAAUCAGGAGCGCCGCGAAGUCGAUUGUAUAGCCU